Messenger RNA from Chenopodium quinoa (quinoa), 1443 nucleotides. Its product is annotated as 2-hydroxyisoflavanone dehydratase-like. Bases 217 to 1251 code for a protein of 344 amino acids. Gene Ontology annotation, molecular function: hydrolase activity. NCBI's taxonomy places the organism in Eukaryota, Viridiplantae, Streptophyta, Magnoliopsida, Caryophyllales, Amaranthaceae. The transcript has a single exon. The record is from RefSeq and is a predicted model, not a curated record.
CGUGAUUAUGUUUGUCCCUUAUAAAAGAUGUGACAUCUAUUAACAUGAGAUGUGGGUACCCGUACACUCCUAACUUAAAAUACAUCCAUUUUUUCAAUCUUUUCCAAGUGCCCAUUUCUUCCUCCCUUAAAUUAAGCAAACAAAUCCUCAUUUUUCCUUCCUACUUCAUCUCUCCAAAUCUAACUCCUUUCACUCUCAAACACACACUUGAAAAAGAUGGCUAAAAACCAUCUUCUUCUUUCUUUCUCCUUUUUCUCAGUACUAAUUAUUGCUCAAAUUUCACAUAUUUUUGCCAAAAACACUUCUAAAUCCCCAAUUGUGAUCCAACCUUAUAUUAUCGAUUAUCGAAACGGCACCGUUACAAAGUACUACAACGGCCCGGCAUCUUUUGUUCCUCCUCCUAUUGAUUCUCAAGUUCAAUCCAAAGAUAUCGUCAUUCCUUCACCUUCGUAUCACAAUCUUCGGGCUCGGGUUUUUCUUCCGGCCCGACCUGACCCGUCCCGGAAGAUCCCUGUUCUUCUUUACUUCCAUGGGGGAGCCUUCUGCAUUGGCUCCGCCUUCGGUUGGGGUGAUAGUCAUUACGUGGCAAAGGUCGCGGCUGAGGCCCGGGUAAUUGCGAUUGCUGUCGAUUAUCGCUUGUACCCGGACUUCACGGUUCCCGCGCCUUUGGAAGACGCAUGGGCUGCCCUCGAGUGGGUCGCAGCCCAUGCGUCUCGUGCCGGGCCCGGGCAUGACCCGUGGGUGGCCCAGUACGGGCAUCUCGGAAGGAUCUUCGCGGGAGGGGAUAGCUCAGGUGCUACAAUAGCUCACAAUUUAGCGGUUCGGGUCGGAAUGGGCCACGGGCCGCACCUUUCGGGCCUGUUCUUGGCCAUGCCUUACUUCCUCGGGUCAAAGCGGGUUCCGCUCGAGCCCAAAUGGUUCCCAUUUUCGCCGAAUUAUAAAGUAUGGCCUUAUGUAUGCAAUCAUUGCAAAGGCGGGGUUAAUAACAAGUUCAUUAACCCGUUUGGGCGCGGGGCCCCGAGCAUUGCCCACCUCGGCUGUAAGAAAUUGUUGGUUUACACAGCCGAGGUGGACGAGCUUCGGGGCCGUGCAAUAUGGUAUUACAAACGGGUUAGGACUAGCCGAUGGCCGGGUCAAGCCCGAUGGAUUGAGGCCAAGGGACAAUCUCAUAUUUUCCAUAUAUCGAAACCAGAUGAUCCAGCAACAACUAAACUGAUUCGGGAUUUAUCAGCAUUUGUUAAUUCUAAUUGAGGUUUUUGUCUUGGUGAUCAAAUUAUGUACGGAAAAACUUUAUUAUAUAAACAGCCAUAUUGCAUUGAUAACAUCUUGUCGACAAAGUUCGUAUAGUAUUAAUGUAUUAUAGGUGCGAAACACUUCAAAGAGUUAUUGUUGGUUACCUGGUUGGUUUUAGAUAACCUCAAUGAAUUAAUGUGUAUUUACGUA